AUGGCUCUGAAAUCCGCAAUCCGCAAUUUGCGGAACAAACCCCAGUUUCUUUUUGUUUGCCUCCCGAAUAUUCUGUCCUUUCUCUGCAUCGUCGUCGGCGUCGCUUGGCUUCUUCUCCUGCCCCUAGACGAUAAUUCCCGCCGGACAUACAUCUCCGAGAAUGCACUUCUGCCAGGCCAGGUUCAUGCCUAUUUUACUGGAAGUGAACAGAAUAUCUUCCGUGGAUAUAAGCAGGAGCUACAGUCUUUGCUCAACGAGGGGCGCGAGACCGAGAGCCAGGGAGACGAGGUGGAGGUGACUCCAGCGGCUUCCAACAAAGUUCAUUCGAUCUUGCAAGCUGCUGGACUCAAGGUUGCCACGCAGAAAUACGAGUAUACCUCUUCGGGUGUCACACACCAGGGCGAGAACAUCUAUGGCAUUAUCCAUGCGCCGCGGGGCGAUGCGACGGAAGCAAUCGUGUUGGUGGCAGCGUGGAAAACUGCAGAUGAUGAGCUCAAUCUGAAAGGUGUCACGCUGGCUCUCACUCUUGCACGAUACUUUAAGCGAUGGUCGCUGUGGUCCAAGGAUAUCAUCUUCUUGUUCACACCUGAUAGCAAAACGGGCACCCAAGCUUGGAUCGACGCAUACCAUGAUCUCCAUCCCGAAUCCGUGCAACCUCUUCCCUUGAAGAGUGGAGCGCUGCAAGGCGCUGUAGUGAUUGAGUUCCCCUUCGACCACAACUUCCAGAAGCUUCAUAUUGUCUACGAUGGAGUCAAUGGCCAACUCCCCAACCUCGACCUUUUCAACACAGCCGUUGCCAUCGCAGGCGGGCAAAUGGGCAUCGGAGCGAACUUGCAGGAAAUGUGGGAGCACGAUGAUAGCUAUGAAGCGCGUCUUCAGACCAUGAUGCGCGGAAUGACGAAGCAAGGUCUUGGAUAUGCAACUGGUGCCCAUAGCAGCUUCAUGCCGUAUCAUAUCGAUGCGAUCACGCUGCAGCCCAAGGGCGAAGGCUGGGAAGAUGAAAUGGCACUUGGCCGGACCAUUGAAAGCAUCUGUCGCAGUCUGAACAACCUGCUGGAGCAUCUACAUCAGAGCUUUUUCUUCUAUUUACUCAUGCACAGCAACCGGUUCGUCAGUAUUGGCACCUAUCUGCCUAGUGCCAUGCUCAUUGCUGGAAAUUUCACUAUCAUGGCCAUUGCCCUUUGGAUGCGCACCGGGUAUUAUUCCGACUCGAAAGCGACGGCUCCCGUCGAUUCCGAUUCGAAGAAUACGAAGCAACCCAAGUCUGGCAGUCAGGAUGAUGAAAAUAAAGCAAAGAUCAACGGGGCUGCUCUGGCAGAGCGUCUCAUGGCUUUGCCCUUGACUCUUGUUACUGGUCUUCACCUUCUUGGUCUUGUCCCUCUCUGGAUCUUCAAUAACAUCUUCCACCAGUACUUCACCAUGGCCACCUAUGUCUUCGUUGGCGUGGAUAUCGUCCUGCCGCUCUUCCUGGCCGCGUUGCUCUCCAACGGACUGGGUGUGGCUAAGCCCAUCGUUCCACAACAAUACCAUUUGAUCAAGUCGUUUGCCCUUCUGCUCCUCGGCCUCUCACUCUCCACCCUCGCAACUCUCAACUUCUCCCUCUCUUUCAUGAUCGGCCUUCUUUGCGCACCGCUCAGCUUCGUCGGCCGUCUUGAAGGUGCUGCUCCGCUACGCUACGGCGUGUCUAGUCUAGGAUUUGUGCUGUUGAAUCUACUCUCCCCACCGAUAGUCGUCCUGGGCGUCUGCCAGUACACUGGUGUUUCUGUCGAGAGCGUGCUUACGCAGGCUGCUUUUGGUUGGAAUGUAUGGGACAUCCUUGCCAGCGCCCUCGAUCCAGUGACCAAGCUGAUUCACACCAGCAUCCCAGUCCUUCAAUCGGUUCCGCAUGCCAUCAAUCUGCUUCAUAUCCAGCACCUUGGGUUGAACCCAGUGGAUCUGCGCAACGCCCGCAACCUGAUCAAUCGAACCCUUCAGCAAGCCCAGCGACAAAGCCUUCAUAAUCAGGUGCUCGAUCUCAUCGGGCUGCACCUUAGUCUCCGAGGCAAUGGCAUCGAAGGUAAGGGAACGGUCGUGAGGCGGUCGCCGGAAGACCAUCUCGGUCAGCGCAGACAGGGAGAUUUUCUGGUAGAGGAAGACACGCACAUCGUAAGCGGUCAGAUCACCGCGGUUAAAGGCGAAGAGCAGCUCUCGCAGCCAGUUGUGCGGUGUCGGGGUGAGCGAAUCCAGAAUGGGGUGCAGGAGGAGCUCGCCAAAGUUGUAGAUGGAGUCGGAGACCAGCGCAGCGACACUGAGGUGGUAGGCGCGCGAGAGGCGCUCGUUUUCGGGGAGGUCUUCGAGGUUGAUGCAGGCCAGGUACAGGAGGGCGUUUUUGUAGAAAGAGGCAAAUUCUUGUUUAGCCUGGAGUGA
This is a messenger RNA of Penicillium argentinense, 2406 nucleotides long. RefSeq names its product GPI-anchored transamidase subunit GAA1. Gene Ontology annotation, biological process: attachment of GPI anchor to protein. Bases 1 to 2406 code for a protein of 801 amino acids. The record is from RefSeq and is a predicted model, not a curated record. The transcript has 7 exons. Gene Ontology annotation, cellular component: GPI-anchor transamidase complex; membrane. Lineage: Eukaryota; Fungi; Ascomycota; Eurotiomycetes; Eurotiales; Aspergillaceae.